This is a messenger RNA of Symbiodinium necroappetens, 1002 nucleotides long. The record is from the annotation of a GenBank genome assembly. NCBI's taxonomy places the organism in Eukaryota, Dinophyceae, Suessiales, Symbiodiniaceae.
AUGGCGGGUACCGAGCUCCGAAUCGGGAGCCAGCCGGCGCUGUAUCCAUCCCAUCCUCUGGCUCCUACCUACCUGCGGCGUGAUCUCCCGGCUGUGGAUGUGAGGAAUCUCUGGCGGCUGCGUGACGAGGGCAAUUGCCCCCUCCCGAACAGCAAGAGCGCCACAUCUUCGAGUUUUUCGGCUUCCAAGCACUCUGUGGAGUUUGCGUCGGUUAGCAGCUUUCGGGACACGCUUCGCAAGCACACCCGGUCACCCUGUAGCCCAUCGCAGAAGUACAAGUAUGGGUCUGCGACGGCGCAUGAGAUCGGAUGGUUUAUCGACGAAUCCCCGACUCAGAAGAUCGGGCUGCGAAGACCAAAGCAUGGGCUGAAGGAGUCCGAGACGACGCGUUACUACAACAACAUGAAAGCGACACUGUCUGAGGCCCAACAGCUAUUUGCACCCUUCGGCCACUUGCCCUUGCACGAGACGUCCGAGGCGGCGCCAGCGGCCCCGAGCGCAGGACCGGCGAAGAAGUCGGGCAUCCCGUCGCUGCCUGGUGGCAGCAGCAGCAUGAGUGGCACUCACAGCCUCGGACUCGGUGGCGAUGCCCUUUUCAACAGCAAAGGAAGCUGGAAGGAGGGGCACGGCAGUCAUCCGAACUCGGGCAGAAGGCCCUCGGGCUUCGGAAGCGGCAAAGAAAAUGCAGGUGGUUCUAAAGGCUUUAACCUACCGCCACUGGGCGCAUCAAUGGCACCCAUGGACGGCCGAAAGAGCUCUGGCACAGGCAAGAAGAGCCCUGGAGCACGCUACCUAAAGAUGGCGCGCUACCAACCAGGAAUGCCGCAGCAGAUGUCAUCCUUGCCGGCCGUGCGGCCGAGUAUGCCUCCGGGCGCCGGCGUGCCGGGCGUGGCUGGCGUUCCAAGCGCCGGCAAUGCGCGGCCGGAUGCCUUGCCGGAGGUUGGCGGAGGGCCCCCCCGACAAAGCUACUUCGGAGCCCAUGCCGCCAGAAUGCUGGGCUGA